ACGUUGACUUGUUUCGUCGCCUUGACACGAGGGGUUUGGUCUACUGUGUUUUAUUUCUACAGAAAAUAGAAAUGGGGAAACAGAAGAAGCAGAAAUAUGCUGCAGUGAAAAGGAUGAUAAGUUUAAGAGAUCACAGAAUAAAGGAGAAGGAUCGACAAAAAACAGAGAAAAAGAAGAAAGUAGAUCCAGCAGCCAUCAAAGAAGAAGAAGUGCCAAAGUAUCCAUCGUGUAUGUUCUUCCAGUACAACACUCAGCUCGGUCCUCCCUAUCACAUUCUCGUGGACACAAACUUCAUCAAUUUCUCCAUCAAGGCCAAACUGGAUGUAGUUCAGUCAAUGAUGGACUGCCUCUAUGCUAAAUGUAUUCCCUGCAUCACAGACUGUGUCAUGGCUGAGCUGGAGAAACUUGGGAUGAAAUACAGAGUUGCUUUGAGAAUAGCCAAGGACCCUCGUUUUGAACGCAUGCCAUGCUCACAUAAGGGAACAUAUGCUGAUGACUGCUUGGUCCAAAGAGUAACUCAGCAUAAGUGUUACAUCGUGGCCACAGUGGACAGAGACCUGAAAAGGAGAAUUCGGAAAAUCCCAGGAGUCCCGAUCAUGUACAUCUCUAAUCACAGGUAUAACAUUGAACGAAUGCCGGAUGAUUACGGUGCACCAAGAUUAUAGUACCAUCAUGAUGAAAGUGAUCUAACGUUUCAGUCUUGUUUUGGAUUCCAUAAUAAAAUCAGAGCAUUGUUUUCUCAAGUAAUUUAACAUUUUUGCACAUUUGGCUUUCUCAAUGCCUUUUUUUUCAUUUAUACAACAAAAUACAGUUAUUUGGCUAAAUGAAAAUAAAGUAAUGUGAAUAA
Messenger RNA from Neoarius graeffei (lesser salmon catfish), 847 nucleotides. It is a transcript of the gene fcf1, whose product is annotated as FCF1 rRNA-processing protein. Gene Ontology annotation, cellular component: nucleolus; small-subunit processome. The record is from RefSeq and is a predicted model, not a curated record. Bases 72 to 665 code for a protein of 197 amino acids. NCBI's taxonomy places the organism in Eukaryota, Metazoa, Chordata, Actinopteri, Siluriformes, Ariidae. The transcript is spliced from 8 exons.